AUGGACUUUGAUAGUCUUGAAACACACGAGUUCCAUCUAAAAGAAGAUAUGUUGUUUCAAGGAUGGACUUCUUUGUUCUCCGAGUUCUGUGGACCUGUAUACCCAGAACUAGUAAAAGAAUUUUGGGUGCAUGCUGUAGUAGACCCUAAAUCAAUCUUGUCGUUUGUUCAUGGAAGAACUGAGCUGCCAGAAGUUAGGACUAAAUAUCUUAACUCUCUCAAGGAAGAUAAAGCCAAAUAUGUUCUUGCUAAAGUUAGUCGGAAGAAAGCCUCCACUUCCAAGAGUGCAGUUUCAGAAGUUGCUUCAGAAUCUGUUCAAGAAGUUGUUGUUAACAAAGAAAGAAGGAAAAAGCGUAAGUUUGAUCGUUCUUCUAACCAGGAGAAGGAAGUCCAAGAAGAAGCUGCUGCAGUAGUUGAUAAGGAUGCUACUGAAAAUGAUGUUGUUGUUGAAGCUGUUCUUGUUGAAAAUGAACAAGAAGCAGAAAAAGAAAAAGUUGUGAAAAGGAAGAGGAAAAAGACAAAGAAAGAUGUAAAUGUUGAAGCUGAGAAGGAAGUAGAGAAGGAGAAUACCAAUAAGAGAAGAAGAUUGAUUAUAGUAGAAAGUGAAGAAGAAGAAGAGAUUCCAGAAGCUGUGAAUCAUCAAGUAGAGGAAAAUCAAGAUUUGACUACUGAAGAAGCAGAAACUCCAGAAGUAGUUAAUCAAGUAGUUGAGAACCAAGAAGCUGUGGAUAAGGAGAAUGAAAGACUUGCUUCUGCUAGAAAAAGAGAAAUUGCUCUAGGGAAGGAGAAGAUUGUGGAAGAGCAGAAGAACAAGAAGCAGAAAAGACUUGAGGCUGAAUUUGAAGCUAUUCAGAAUAUGUCCAAAGGUAUACAUCUUUCUGAACCUGCUUCUGUUUCUGUUUUAUGUUCAGAAUUUACACCAACAGAUGUUGCUCAAUCCCCUGAACCAGAAAAUCAACCAGAAAAAGCCCCAUCAGAAUCACCUCAACACACCAAUGUUCUUAUCCCUCCUUCUCCACCCGUUACAAAAGUUCUUACUCCUCCUCUUUCUCCCGUAACCAACCCUACUUCUGACCAACCCCUUGACUCCAUAAUUCUUGACAUCCAAUCCCUUCAAACUGUCUUUCCCCCACAAACAAAUAUCUCUAUUUCUCAACCUCCUCCUCAUGCUAACUUUAAACCCAUUUCUUCCCCCUCACAAAAUAAUCCUUCCUUAUCUGACCUUCUAGAUUCUGCAUUAUAUGAGCAAUUGCUUCGUGACUGCAACUACACACCCAAGCCUCGUCCUGAACCUGAGCUAACUUCAGCAUUCUUGAUACACAGCUUCUUGUGUGAGGCAGCAAGCUCAUCAAAGGUUAGCUCAUCAUCAUUGGAAUCAUCAUCAGAUGCACAGACACUUGUUAAAACUGUUACAUGUUUUGCAGUUUCCUCUUUAGACUUAUUGUCUAAAUCUUCAUCAGACCAAGUGACAGACAGUCCUUUCUUACGCUCCUUGAGGUAG
Messenger RNA from Vicia villosa (hairy vetch), 1500 nucleotides. RefSeq lists its product as uncharacterized. The record is from RefSeq and is a predicted model, not a curated record. The coding region runs from base 1 to 1500 and encodes 499 amino acids. Lineage: Eukaryota; Viridiplantae; Streptophyta; Magnoliopsida; Fabales; Fabaceae. The transcript is spliced from 3 exons.